Molecule: messenger RNA, 390 nt
Organism: Entrophospora sp. SA101
Lineage: Eukaryota; Fungi; Glomeromycota; Glomeromycetes; Entrophosporales; Entrophosporaceae
Source: the annotation of a GenBank genome assembly
AUGAGUCUGGAGAAAAAAGGCAAGUCUAUUGGAAUUUAUUUAUUGGUUACUAAUCCCGAACAAAUGAAAGAAAAAAUAAGUUAUCAGUUAGAACAAUUUCCCGCAGAAAGAAAAAAUAAUUUUCAUUUUGUUCUCGGUCUUCCGCCGGUGGUAGGCGGGGAAGAAAAACUGGCAGGCUUAGUCGAUUAUCUUUACACCCAAAGCGAAGAAAUAACCAAUUUCAGUAAAAGUGAAUACUUACGGUUAGGAAUUAGCCUUACUGACUUACAAUUAAUUUGUCAACUGUUACAGCCGACCGGCAUUAUCACUUUACAAAACAGUUAUAAAAAUGAGAAAUUUUUAGCUCAUUUGCCCGAAAAAUUUUUGACUUUAACUAACGGUUAUUCCUGA